Molecule: messenger RNA, 480 nt
Organism: Hydatigera taeniaeformis
Lineage: Eukaryota; Metazoa; Platyhelminthes; Cestoda; Cyclophyllidea; Taeniidae
Source: the annotation of a GenBank genome assembly
AUGCUAAAUUUGAAUAGCCGUAGUUCAUCUCAUCACCCUUUGCGAUACGGCGAUACCUCUGCUUUCACCACAACCACGGAUAAGCUGUUAAAUGAAUUCCUGGCAACCUCACAGCGUGUGCGCCCCAUAGCGAUGCCAGCAGUACGUUCGGGGUCCAUGGUGGCAAUUGGGGGGACACGGCCCACGGGCUCUACAUCUCAGACUCACACUCAACGUACCUCAUCGCCAACACAUGAGUUGGCAAGCUUUCGCGCCAUCUCGCCGGUGUGUCGGGGCCUCCUCGAUGCCUCCGACAUGGCAUCUGAGCCCUUAGACCUCGGCGUCACGGCGAUUAAGGCACCCGCCCCGCGCCCCACUUCGCCCCAGGGGCCUACACCUCCACCCUCCACCUCUCUCUUUCGCAGGCACAACAUCUCUCGAGCCUCUCCCACCCUUUACAGUGUCCAAGAAGAAGUUUCUUCAUCCCACCCGGGAACUUAA